GGAUAGCAAGGACAUCUCAUGUCUUCGUCUUGUUUUUUUUCUGCUCAAGAUUUGAAUGUAACGAUUAGGGAUUACUGAGAACGAGUUUCUCAAGCGAUUUGCAUAUUAUACAGAGAAAUAAAAGAUUUGGAGGCGAUAUAUCUGACCUCUUCAAAGCAAAAUAAUGGCUUUCAUGUUCAAACACAUGAUAGGAGGGCAACUGAAGGAUCUUACCGGGGGUCUUGGAGAAGAAAAACCUGAAGCAGAAAAGUCAGAAGCUGCAACCAAAGGAAUGACACAAGAAGAGUUCGAGCAGUAUCAGGAACAGUUGGCAGAGGAGAAGAUGGAGCGAGAUGCCAGCUUUGCCCAGAAAAAAGCUGAGCGGGCCACUGUUAGGAGCCACUUCAGGGAAAAAUAUCGUCUUCCAAAAAGUGAGCUGGAUGACACACAGAUUCAGGCAGCGGGCGAUGAUGUGGAGUUACCCACUGAGCUGGCCAAAAUGAUCGCAGAGGACAACCAGGAAGAGGAGCAUAAGCAGUCUGUACUGGGUCAGCUGACCAACAUUCAGAAUGUUGAUUUUGAUCAGCUAAAGGAAAAGGCCCAGAGCACCAUUGAAGACCUUAAACAGUCUGCUGAAAAGUGUGAGCUUAUGUAAUUAAGGCCCAUAUACACAAGCACCCCAGAGUUGGACUGCUGAUUGAGGAUCAGAUGUUUACUUGACUACACUGAUUAUAUCCACUAUUUAAAGGAGAAUAAAGGGAAUAGAUCAGAUGCCUGUAAUGAGAUGCUUUGUGAAUUCAACCUCAGGUUUUUGAGUUAACGGGUAAAUCCACCACCAAAUGAACUCCUACGCAAAGCCAGGCACAUGCAAAUCUGUUGUGUGUUUGUUGUUUUAUUGCAAAUAAUGUUAGAUUUACAUGUAUGCAUAGCCAUAAUGGUGACCAAAGGCAAUGAUGAUUAAUUAACAACUUUCUACUCAUUAUUCUGUGUGACGUCUGUUUAUUCAAAUGUGAUAUGCCGCAUCUAAAAUAAAUGGAAAUCCUUUUACAAAAUAUUCCGAUAAAAUAAAUUGCAAAAGUUAAGCUAUUAAAGGUCAGUAUAUAUACAGACAUUAUGGUACAUAAAUAGCCUACUUUUUCCUAUGUAUUCUCAAUAUGUAAUUGAUUGCAUAUUUAUGUAUAGCAUGUAUAUAAAAAUAUGGUUUUAAAAACGAGGGGUUUUACUGUGGAUGCCAAAAUUGUGUCUGGUAUAUUUUUAAUUUGUUCCUAAUUAUUAUUUUUUCUUUAUUUGUUUGCUUGUGUACUUUUUCUGUUGUUGUUUUUGUAUUCGAUUCAGCUCACACAGUUGUAUGCAAGUGUUUAAAUAAAUCCGGAACCAAUG
Molecule: messenger RNA, 1359 nt
Organism: Myxocyprinus asiaticus (Chinese sucker)
Lineage: Eukaryota; Metazoa; Chordata; Actinopteri; Cypriniformes; Catostomidae
Gene: cplx3a
Product: complexin 3a
Exons: 3
Coding region: 164-634 (156 amino acids)
Biological process (GO): neurotransmitter transport; regulation of neurotransmitter secretion; synaptic vesicle exocytosis
Cellular component (GO): SNARE complex; terminal bouton
Molecular function (GO): syntaxin binding
Source: RefSeq, a predicted model, not a curated record